AUGAGCGAAGAUGGUGCCGACCUCCGCUUCGACUCUCCGCAGCACGAGAUCAAGCAUUGGAAGUCAAAAGCCGCCGAAUUGCAAGAUGUUCUCCGCGAAACCGAGUCCAUGCUCCAGGAUGUCAUGGAAGGCAGCAAAGAGCUCGAGACAGAAAUGGAGAAGGAGAUUGCCGACUCGACCAAGUCCGUUUCGGAUCUCAAGCGUCGCAAUGAUCAGCUGACGGGCGACCUCGAAGACUGGAAGUCCAAGUACUCGCGCGCCCUCUCCGAACACAACUCGACGCUCACCAACCUUCAAAAGGAGCUUGCCCUUCUCAGAGAGUCGGUAGACAUCUACAAGACCAAGCUUCGAGAUACCGAGCUCACCAACGACGAGCUCGAGAAUGCCGAACGCAUGGUCGCUUCCUCUCUAGCCGACAUGGAGGGCAGAUACAACAAGACCAUCGAAAAGACGGCAUUGCUUGAAGAAGAGCUUAUCGAGAAGACUCGUCUGGAAGAGGAAAACCAGCGUCUCAAGGACGAGCUCCGCGAAAUGACCGAAGAGAUGACCGUGCUUCGCGAUGUGGUCACUCGAAGCAGAGCCGUCUCUCGUGCAGAUACAUUCGCCAGCUCCACAUUCGACGAGAAGCCCGUCUCGCGGUCCGAGCAGAGCUUCGAUAGCUCGCCCAGAAAGCAUACCUCAUCAGCACUCGCAGCAGAGCGUCCAUCUUCACGGCAGACCCUCAGCUCGCCCAGCAUCAAUCGGGUGCCCAUCUCACGCAGGCUUGGAGCCAUGGGCCACAAUCGCAGAAUGAGCCGUGACGUCCGACCCGGCGAGCCCUCUCAGCUUGCAGCCGUGCAAGACGACAGCCCAGCCAACACCACAUCCACUGCACCGACACGAUCUUCGACACUGUCUCGCAGAGAAACGCUCCUAGGCACUCCCUCGCACCAAGGCCAUUCCAGCAGCCAUGGUCUCACAUCGUCACCCUCGGCUCGGGCACAGCUCCGCGCCUCUGUCCGCGCAGCAACACGAACAGCCGGUAUUCCAUCAACACCUCGCUCCGUCAUCCCUGCCAAUGGCGCUGCUGGAUCGAAACGGACGAUGGCCGAAAUGAUCGCAAAGAUGAAAGCGCUUGAGGCACGAAUCAACUCGGCCAAGGAUCUGUCACGCGUCGUGGGGCCAGGCGACGAGAGCGCCAUUCCACGACCCAGCUCGCGCAUGGCAACGUUCGGCUCACCUGGCGCCAACGGUCAUCAAUCGUUCCACAUCCCCGCGUCGACUCCGCGCACACCUCGAGCCAGUAUGGACGGCAAUCGAACCAUUGGCUCCUCCAUCCCUGUACCGUCACGCGUGCGAAGACCAAGUUCACGCUUCGACGAUCGAGGCACACCACCCAUGCCCAGUCUCGGCCUGCCACGAUCUCAAACGCCCAACACGCUGCACGCGCGCGUCACUAGUCGCGGAGGCGGCUCCUCUCCGCUCCCACCGCACGAGUUCAUGGACCACGAUCCAGCCAGCACUUUGCCGCACGUAGCACGAUACGCUGCAGCCCAAGCCGCGCUCUCCACACCGUCGGCAGGCGCAGCCAAGCGUCGCACCAGCAUAGGCUCAGGCAUGACCCACUCGUCCUCCUAUGGCUCGCUCGCCAAGAUCCGUUCCGGUUCGACGAUCCCGAGAUCCACCACGCCGUCGACCGUCGCAGCACCACGAGUGACGCAGAGCUCCAUGACGCACUACGGAGACGUCUCGGGAAUCAGGACGCCCCUGUCGACGCGAUUGGCUUCGUCGCAUCGAAACGGGAGCAGUGCAAGGGGGAGUGUCACAGGCCCACCGAGCUCGUGGAAGAGCGCAGCGGGGAGAGAGGUGGCGGCGGCGAGAAGCCGGACCGGCAGCACAGGGGCGAACGAAGAUUUGUGA
Messenger RNA from Kalmanozyma brasiliensis GHG001, 1899 nucleotides. Its product is annotated as NUDE protein, C-terminal. Lineage: Eukaryota; Fungi; Basidiomycota; Ustilaginomycetes; Ustilaginales. The coding region runs from base 1 to 1899 and encodes 632 amino acids. Gene Ontology annotation, molecular function: microtubule binding. The record is from RefSeq and is a predicted model, not a curated record. Gene Ontology annotation, cellular component: kinesin complex; kinetochore; centrosome. Gene Ontology annotation, biological process: vesicle transport along microtubule; microtubule nucleation; cell migration. The transcript has a single exon.